AUGACGGCCAUGGGGGAUAGGCGCCCUGAGAAGAGACUGAUGGAGGCUCCGGUCCCCGAGGAGGAGCGGCGGCGCGAGAAGGCGUUGCGGGAGCAGGCAAAGCGCGGCCAGCGGGCCAAGGCGGCGGGUCGAGAUGACGGCGGCGGGGGUUUCGAUCAAGGUCAAGGUGGUGGUUUCGGUCAUGGCUAUGGAGGCAGCCAUGGCCAGGGCUAUGGAUCUGGCUCCCAUGGGCGCGAGGGGAAUUGGGGUCCUCCUCCCCCUUGGUGGGGCCAGCAAGAGAAGAAGAAGAAGCGCAAGCAAGGGACGCGGAGGCGCGAGCUGGAGCGCAAGCCGCAGGAGCACCCCCUUUGUGGUGGGGGCCAUGGGGACCCGCUGGCCAAGAAGCCGCAGGCGUCGGCUGCUCCUCUGGCGGUGGCCUUGCCGGAGGGGCUGCGGGGGUCGGCGGACGCGCCCAUUCUGGUGGAGGAAGAGGGCGGGGAGUGCUUCAAGUGGGGCCGGACCGGUCAUUUCCAGGCUAAGUGUACCUUUCCCCCCUCUGUGUGA
Aegilops tauschii subsp. strangulata is the source of this 543-nucleotide messenger RNA. The record is from RefSeq and is a predicted model, not a curated record. Lineage: Eukaryota; Viridiplantae; Streptophyta; Magnoliopsida; Poales; Poaceae.